GUGUGACGUCAUUGGCUCCGCCCACACAGGUUUCUUCCUGUUUUCAUGAAGGGAAUGACAAUCCUCGACAUGCAGGAUGAUGAAGAGACAGACGUCAGGAGUCAGAGAAGAUGAUGGACUGAAGACUGAAGAAAGAGCACAAUAUCAUCAUGUCCAGCAGAGAGAGCAGAGCUGUUGUUCGCAGUUCUGCUCGCAGGAGAAGACGGAGCAAAGAGAAAGAUCCUCCCUUCAUGAGCGAUGUGACUCCUCUGAGGAUUGUUCUUCUGGGGAAGAGCGUGUCAGAAAACAGUGAAGUGGGAAACUUCCUGUUGGGACGAGCAGCAUUUGACAGUGAAGCUCCUCCAGAUGUUGUAGAGAGAGUCGGAGGAAGAUUGAAAGACAGACAUGUGAUGAUCAUCAACAGUCCUCAGCUGCUCCAGACAAACAUCUCAGAUCAUCAGAUCACACAGACAGUGAGAGAGUGUGUGUCUCUGUCUGAUCCAGGACCUCAUGUCUUCAUACUCGUACUGCAGUAUAAAGACUUCACUGAGGAGGACAUGAGAAGAGUGAAAUAUGUGCUGGAGAAAUUCAGUGAAGAGGCGAUUAAACGCACUAUAGUGAUCACAACUGAUGAAGAAACUGAUGAAGGAGCAUCUGUGAAAACUAAUGAAUUAAUUCAUCAAUUCACCACAGAGUGUGGAGGAGGACAUGUUCAGCUCGAUAAUGAAAUAGACAGACUGAUCUCUGGAGUAUCUCAACAACUAGAGAAGAUACUCAGAGAAAACAAUGAAGAUUUUCUCACAUGUGAGCUGUAUUAUGAUGCAGAAGAAACACUGGUGGAUGAAGAUCUGAGCAGAUCUUUUGCUUCACUCAGAACAGAGGAAGAUCCUGAUGGUUUAAGAGAAAACACAGAUGAAGUGAGGAUUGUGCUGCUGGGAAAAACUGGAGUUGGGAAAAGUGCAACUGGAAACACAAUCUUAGGAAGAGACGCAUUUACAGCAGAAACAUCUCAUGAGUCAGUGACUAAAGAGAGUCGGAGAGAAACAUCUGAAAUCAACGGCCGACACGUUACUGUGAUCGACACUCCAGGACUGUUUGAUACUGAACUGAGUAAUGAGGAGAUCCAGAGAGAAAUCAGCCACUGCAUCUCCAUGAUCCUGCCUGGACCACAUGUGUUCAUCAUUGUGCUCAAUUUAGGACAACGAUUCACUCAAGAAGAAGCAACAUCAGUUAAGAUCAUCCAAGAGACAUUCGGUGAGAAAUCUCUAAAGUACACCAUGGUGCUCUUCACCAGAGGAGAUGAUCUGAAGAACAAAACCAUUGAACAGUUUCUAGGAAAACCUGGAUCUCCUUUGAUGAACCUGAUUGAAGCGUGUGGAAACAGAUUCCAUGUGUUCAAUAAUAAUCAGACUGGAGACCGAACACAGGUGUCUGAUCUACUGGAGAAGAUAGACAAUAUGGUGACAGCGAACGGAGGGAGUUUCUACUCAUGUAAGAUGUUCAGAGAGAUGGAGAGAGAGAAACAAGAACAACAGAUGAAGAUCCUGAUGGACAGAGUCAGAGAAAGAGAAGAGGUGAUGAACAAACACAAAGAAGAGAUGAGACAAGAACGAGAGAAACUUACAAAUAAAAUUGAGCAACUGAGACAAGAAAAAGAGAAAAUAAAAACAGAAAAGGAAAAAUGUCAAAUCAAAUAUGACACAGAAAUAGACAGACUGAUGAACAGAAUAGAGAAUGAGAGGAAGAAAAGAGAAGAUGAAUUUACUGAAAGAGAAGAACAAUAUAAAACACUAUUGAAAGAGAAAGAAAAUCUGAUAAAGAAACAUGAAGAAGAGAAAGAGAGAAUAAAGAUGAUGCUGGAGGAAGAACGACAGAAUGAUGACAAAGAGAGAAAGAGAAGAGAAGAAGAACUCAAAAGAGAAAUAAGAGAACAAGAGAAACAUCAGAGAGAGAUACGAGACGAGAUGAGACAAGAACGAGAGACAAUCAAACGUGAAAUAGAGGAAAUGAAGCGAGAAAAAGAGAAUCUUCUGAUCAAAUACAACACAGAAAUAGACAGACUGAUGAACAGAAUAGAGAAUGAACAACAGAAUCAUGAAACAGAGAGAAAGAGAAGAGAAGAAGAAUUUAUUGAGAGAGAAGAACAAUAUAAAAGAGAAAUGAAAGAGAAAGAAGAGAGCGAGAAAAAGAUCCAUGAGGAGAUGAAGAGAGAACGAGAGGAAUGGGAGAAACAAAAGCUAGAGGAAAAGAAGAGAAGAGAAGAAGAGGAUGAGAAAAGAAGAGAGAAAGAACAGAGAGUUUUGGUUGAAUUUAAUAAUAAACUGAAAAUGAUGAUGGAGGAAGAACGACAGAAUCAGGACAAAGAGAGAAAGAGAAGAGAAGAAGAACUCAAAAGAGAAAUACAAGAACAAGAGAAACAUCAGAGAGAGAUACGAGAUGAGAUGAGACGAGAACGAGAGAUAUUUAAACAUGAAAUAGAAGAAAUGAAGAAAGAAAAGGAAAAACUUCAGAUGGAAAUAGACAGACUGAUGAACAGAAUAGAGAAUGAAAGACAGAAUCAAGAAACAGAGAGAACGAAAAGAGAUGUGAUAGAAGAGCGAUAUAAAAGACUACUGAAAGAGAAAGAAGAGAGUGAGGAAAAGAUGCAUGAGGAGAUGAAGAGAGAACAAGAGACAAUUAAACAUGAAAUGGAAGAAAUGAGGCAAGAAAAGGAGAAAAUAAAAAAAGAAAAAGACCAUCUUCAGAUGGCUUCAGACAGACUGAUGAACAGAAUAGAGAAUCAUGAAACUGAAAGAAAGAGAAGAGAAGAGGAGUUUAAUGAGAGAGAAGAACAAUAUGAAAAAGAAAUAAAAGAGAGAGAAGAACUGAUGAAGAAACAUGAAGAAGAGAAAGAGAGAAUGAAGAUGACGAUGGAGGAAGAACGACAGAAUCAUGAUGAAGAGAGAAAGAGAAGAGAAGAAGAAUUCAGAGAGAGAGAAGAACGAUAUAAGAGAAUAAUUAAAGACAGAGAGGAAAGAGAGAAUGAAAUGAUUGAACAGAUGAAACUGGAACGAAUGCAGUGGGAGAAACAGAAACAAGAGGAAAGACAGAAAAGAGAAGAAGAGAAGAAGAAACAAGAAGAAGUUAGUGAUCAGAGGAAGAGCUAUGGAGCAAAAAAAAUGGAGAAGACAAAUCUGUGUUUAAAUCUGGUCUUGCUGGGAAGAACGGGAGUUGGGAAAAGUUCAUCAGGAAACACAAUACUGGGAAGAGAAGCUUUCAUAUCAAUGAAAAGCUCCACUUCAGUCACUCAACGCGUUGCUGAUGAAGUCAGUCGCGUUUGUGGAUUACCGAUCACUGUUUAUGACACACCAGGAUUUUCUGAUACAGAGUUCAGUAAGGAAGAUCUUCAGAAAUAUGAAGAAAUUCUUCAGAAAUGUGAAUCAGGCCUGUGUGCAUUUCUGCUUGUUCCUCGGCCUGGCAGUUUUACCACAGAAGAGCUGGAAAUUCUGGAGAAGAUUGAGGAGCUCCCAGGAGCAAAGCGCAUACAUAACACCUGGAUUCUCUUUACAAGAGGGGAUGAACUUGAAGAAAAAAAGAAGACCAUAAAUAAAGUCAUCAAAGAAACUGAAUACUUAGAGAACCUUGUUCAGAAAUAUCAAGGCAGAUGCCAUGUGUUCAACAACAAGGAUAUAAGACGACGUGAUGAUCAAGUGAAUUCACUGAUAUCUAAAGUUUUCUAUAGGAACUUAGAAAAUUUGCCAAAAAGACAAAGAACUUCAGUCAACAUCCCUGUCAACAGUCAUUUAUCCAGAAGAAUCGUGCUGCUGGGUAGAAGUGGUGUUGGGAAGAGUGCAGCUGCAAACACAAUACUAGGACAGAGAGAGUUUGAAUCUAUAGUUGGCUCAAAUUCAGUGACCCGUGAAUCUUCAGUGAAACAUGCCACUGUUUCUGGCAGGAAAGUGUCUGUAGUUGAUACUCCUGGAUUCUUUGACACACAGAUGAGCUCUGAGCAGUUAAUGAUGGAGAUAGCCAGAAGUGUUUAUUUAUCCAGUCCUGGACCUCACGCUUUUCUCAUUGUGUUUCCUGUGAAUAGAUUCACUCAGCAGGAGGAAGAAAUUCCUCAAAUCAUUGAGAUGUUGUUUGGUGAAGAAGUGUUGAAAUACUCCAUGAUUCUCUUCACUCAUGGAGAUCAGCUAGAAGGAAGGUCUGUAGAAGAAAUCAUUGAGGAGAACAGCAGAUUAAAACGUGUAGUUGGUCAGUGUAGAAGCAGAUUUCACGUCUUCAACAAUGAAGAUAUGAAUAACAGAGAGCAGGUGAAUGAUCUACUGCAGAAGAUUGACACAAUGAUAGAGCAGAAUGGAGGAGGACACUACAUUAAUCAGAUGUUUGAAGAUGCUCAGAGAUUCAGAUGAGAGGAAGAGAUUAGGAGAUUAAAACAGGAGACAGAACAGAGAAUCAGAGCAGAGAUACAGCGUGAGAACAAUGAGAGACAAGAACAAGUUCAGAUUCAAAGACAAGAGGAGAUUGAGAGAGUGAGAAUGAUGAGAGAGGAGAGAAUCAGAGCACAGUAUAAAGCUCAAAUGAUGUCUGAAAUGAGAAGACUUAAAGUUGAAAGACAGAGAGAGGAAGAGGCCAGAAAACAACAAGAGGAGAAACAAAGAAAAGAGGAGAGAAAACAACAAAAAUAAAUUCAGGAAUGUGUCUUUAGUUGAUACUCCUGGAUUCACUGACAAAGAUAAUGAAACAGAUAGCAAGAACUGUUUAUUUAUCCAGUUCUGGACCGCACACUUUUCUCAUUAGCCGCUGUUCCACUGUCGGGCCAGUGCGAGCCAGGGCUUUCAGCGGGCCAAGCUAGGCUAAUAGCCCCAGAGUGUAACUGUUAACGUCUUUAUUCCAAACCCAUUAAGAUGUAUCAGUUGUCAAAAGUUUGGACAUGGCUCUGUAUGGCAGUAUGUUAUAACUGUGUACAAGACCAGCAAAAUGCAGUAACUGCACAGCUGAUCAGUUUGUGCAGCAUGAAGCAAGGAAAAGGAAAUUCAAAGAGUAAAAUGUAUGGAGAAAGUGAGUUACACUGAAGCAAGAAAAAAAAUUGAGGAGUUUCCAAUUUUUAAUUUGACAUUCAGCAGUGUUCAUGAUUGGUUUUACCACAGAUGCAUAUGAUUUCUUCAGACAGAAUUGACUCGGGUGAAUAAUGAUAAGCCACAGUAUGUAAAUAAAAAUCCAAGCUCAAGUAAAAAGAGGACUAAAAGUACCCAAACCUUGACGAUACUGUCACAGAAACGCCAGGCUCCACCGUCACCAGAAUACUAAUCACGCACACCUGCACGUCAUCAGCACACUCAUCACUGGCAUUAUAAAGGACUCUCAGUCAGACACGCUCAUUGUCUGGUCUUGUUAGCAUCUUACCUGUAUGAUCACCUCAAGGACUCUGUUGUACUGCUUACCUGUCUCCAGUGUUUCUCCUUUUCUCCUCCUGUGUGCUCCGUCUUCUCCUCCUGUGUGCUCCGUCUUCUCCUCCUGUGUGCUCCGUCUUCUCCUCCUGUGUGCUCCGUCUUCUCCUCCUGUGUGCUCCGUCUUCUCCUCCUGUGUGCUCCGUCUUCUCCUCCUGUGUGCUCCGUCUUUGUGUUUGUUCUCCAACGUCAUCAUUGUGUCUGGAUGUCUGCAUUCUGCCACAAUCCUUCACCAACAAAACAAAGGGCAGUAUUACCAUUCUCAUUCUCACGAUUCACCUGAAGAUUUGCCAUUCACUCACCUGCUUCACUGUUGUUCAUCUGGUUGUGAAAUAAACAUCUUAUAUUUAUA
Megalobrama amblycephala (Wuchang bream) is the source of this 5760-nucleotide messenger RNA. RefSeq names its product trichohyalin-like. Gene Ontology annotation, molecular function: GTP binding. The transcript has 8 exons. Lineage: Eukaryota; Metazoa; Chordata; Actinopteri; Cypriniformes; Xenocyprididae. Bases 150 to 4370 code for a protein of 1406 amino acids. The record is from RefSeq and is a predicted model, not a curated record.